GAUUGAAAUGACGUGAAUUGACAUUCCGGAAGACAAACAACGAUCUGGGAUUUGAACAUUCUUACGUGUCACUACCGGAGUUCAAUCCACUGUGGAUGUCUCCCUAAAAAAAUCGUGGACUUCAGAACAAAAAAGUAAGAAGCGAGACGUGUGGCACAGUUCGCCGGCAGAGUGGUCGUUGAUGAACCCCGGUUGCCUCGGUAACGGCCGCUGAAGACAUCAGCGAGGAUGAAGGCUUUGAUCCUAGUGGGCGGCUACGGCACCCGCUUGCGGCCGCUCACUUUGAGCGUGCCCAAGCCGCUGGUGGAGUUCUGCAACAAGCCCAUCCUCAUGCACCAGGUGGAGGCCUUAGUCAAGGCCGGGGUGAAACACGUAGUCUUGGCGGUGAGCUACAUGUCUGAGCUGCUGGAGCGAGAAAUGAGGGCCCAGGAGCAGAGACUUAGAAUUCGUAUCUCGCUCUCACACGAGAAGGAGCCUCUUGGAACGGCCGGUCCUCUGGCCCUGGCCCGCAAGCUGCUGGACAUAGACAACGAGCCCUUCUUCGUGCUCAACUCGGACGUCAUCUGUGACUUUCCCUUCCAAGAUAUGCUGAAGUUCCACUGCGACCACAGCAAGGAGGGCACCAUUGUGGUGACUCGCGUGGAGGAACCGUCCAAGUACGGCGUGGUGGUGUUUGAGGCUGAAAGCGGCAAGAUCCAUCGCUUUGUGGAGAAGCCGCAGGUGUUUGUGUCCAACAAGAUCAACGCCGGCAUGUACAUAUUUAAUUCCAGCAUGCUCAGCAGAAUCCAGUUGAGACCGACAUCCAUAGAGAAAGAGAUUUUCCCCGUCAUGGCUGAAGAGGGACAGCUGUACGCCAUGGAGCUGCAGGGAUUCUGGAUGGACAUCGGCCAGCCAAAAGACUUCCUCACGGGAAUGUGCAUGUACCUGCAGUCGCUACGACAACACGCCCCCGAGAGACUGCGCACUGGGCCCGGUUUCCUUGGCAACGUUCUGGUGGACCCGACGGCUCAGAUCGGCGAGAACUGCACCAUCGGUCCCAACGUAACCAUCGGUGCCGGCGUGGUAGUGGAAGACGGAGUGCGGGUCAAGCGCUGCACGGUUUUAAAGGGGGCCCGAGUCCGCUCGCACUCCUGGCUGGAGAGCUGCAUCGUGGGCUGGAGCUCUUCCGUUGGCCAGUGGGUUCGCAUGGAGAACGUGACGGUUCUGGGUGAAGACGUGCUUGUCAAUGACGAGCUCUACCUGAACGGCGCCAACGUCCUGCCGCACAAGUCCAUCAGUGAGUCGGUUCCGGAACCGCGUAUCAUCAUGUAGCCCCCCCCCCCCCACCCCUCCCCAAAAAAACCCCAUCGGCUUCUUCUAUGAACUCCACUGAACUGCCAAACUGUACCACAGAGUCCAAAGUCAGCAGUAUCACCACCGAACAACCAGACUAACUUCCCCCGCCCCCUUUUUUUAUUACCUUCACUGAUUGGCUAAGGCCGAUGUCAUGUGACGGCGCUGGCAGGAAGGAACAGUAAGGACUGCACUUCAUCGCCAUGGACUGAAAAAAGUCCAGAUUGACAACUGAGGGGCAGCAGUGAAACUGGCACACUGGAACCUUACAAGUCUAACAUGGCGACCUUGCAUUUGUUCAGUUUGCCUUCAUGGAAAUGUCAAAAAUGUCCCCCGUGGGGUUAGAAACAUCAUAAAAUGGUGCGUUUGCUGGGUAACAUUUCAGCAUGCAAGAGUACCAAAGGAAGUUAACCAUUUACAGUAAAAUAAUCAAUUUAACUUUGAUGCCAAAAGAUGAAGUGUGCGGUGAUUCUGGAGACUUCCUUAGAGAUCCUGAUUCCCCCUUUGUCUUUUAAAAAAAAAAAAUUUUUAACCGCUCUGUCACAUGACUUCUUCCAUGUCUCUUUCUGUGUGUCUUUGACACAGCUUUGUUGUAACCAACUUGUGGUGUCUCUCGGUUCCUGCGGUGAUGAUGAAAAACACGACUUCCCGUCUUCUUGAAAUGCUUUUGAUGUGACUUCUCGCGUGUCUUCUUCAAUACUGCUUUGACGUCUUGCGUAUCUACUGCUUUAAUGUUUCGGUUGACUUCAUGUGCGCCUUCUCUACCGCUUUGAUAUCUCCAUGUAGAUCUUUUUUUUAACGAUUUAUUUACGACUCAACUUCCGGUGUCUACUGCGUAUCUAUACCACUUUGAUGGUUUCACGUGACUUACUUUCCAUAUUUCAUGUUUUUUGUCAUGUGACUUCCGACGUGUCUUCCUUCGUCUUUGCCGUUUGGAAGUCGGCUAACUUUAACUCCAGGCACUCAAACUAAGUCAGAGAACUGGACCCUCGGAUCUGAUUGUCUCGUUUACUGCUUUUAUGUCAUGUUUUCUUUAAAGUUGGUAUUGGAUUAAGUGUUGCCCAAAAAAAAAAAAGAAAAACGCAAGCGGUUAAUUUUUUGAUGCUCACUGAAUGAUGUGUAGUGUGGUAUUGAGAAUUCGAAUGCUUCUUUCAGGAGUGUGUUUUUGUCCCUUCAAACUUCAAAAUGGUUUAAUUAUUGUAGAUGUUGGAUUUCGGAGGGUUUCUUUGUAGUAGGGUUCUUCCAAAAAAAGAAACAAGUACCAAGUGAACUAACGCUAGUCGAAGGGUUAAGCAUGCUAAAUUUCUCAAUCGUCAGGUUAAAACCGGUCGAGUGCAGCGGCCAUGAAACAGGCUCCUCAAGAAGCUAUUUUAAAUGUGACCACAAGGCGGUGCUCGAGUUAAAGGAGGCCUUUUUCUGUUGACGGUAGCGAGUUUUCUUUGACACGUUUAUCAAAUAUGAUCAAGUUAACACUCGAUUUGAUUUGUGAGGUCUUUUUUUU
Messenger RNA from Hippocampus zosterae (dwarf seahorse), 2833 nucleotides. RefSeq names its product GDP-mannose pyrophosphorylase B (gene gmppb). Gene Ontology annotation, biological process: cell wall mannoprotein biosynthetic process; GDP-mannose biosynthetic process. The transcript has 10 exons. Gene Ontology annotation, molecular function: mannose-1-phosphate guanylyltransferase (GTP) activity; GTP binding. The record is from RefSeq and is a predicted model, not a curated record. Gene Ontology annotation, cellular component: cytoplasm. The coding region runs from base 229 to 1311 and encodes 360 amino acids. NCBI's taxonomy places the organism in Eukaryota, Metazoa, Chordata, Actinopteri, Syngnathiformes, Syngnathidae.